Molecule: messenger RNA, 1098 nt
Organism: Arachis duranensis
Lineage: Eukaryota; Viridiplantae; Streptophyta; Magnoliopsida; Fabales; Fabaceae
Product: pentatricopeptide repeat-containing protein At1g08070, chloroplastic-like
Exons: 6
Coding region: 1-1098 (365 amino acids)
Biological process (GO): RNA modification
Molecular function (GO): protein binding; RNA binding
Source: RefSeq, a predicted model, not a curated record
AUGAACGAAGAUAGAGGAGGAGUGGAGGAAGAGAAAGGAGUUGCAGACGCUGAAGAGCUCCAGCUCUCUAAUCUCUAUCACUCUGGUUCACUGGCUCUCAAGCUCUCUCCCUCUCUCGUCUCUGGUCUCUCUGUCUCUGCUCUCGCACUCAAGCUCGUCAUCGCCCUCCGUGUCUCGUCACCGUCUUGUACUCAGUCGCGCGCCUUCCCUUCGAUCGUCAUUGCCGGCGGCAGAAGAAGCAGGUCCUGGGACUGGUCGUCGUUGUCGAUCUCGGUCUUGUCACGUCUUCUUUGCGUUCGUCAUCAACAAAGCUUUCCUUUUAGAUAUUUAUCCAUAUUGCAGAACUUCCCCAUUUUAAAUUUCAAUAAAUGCUUGAAGGCCAAAGGCUUAAGACCUGGCAUGCAGGUUCAUGCCACGUUGCUUACUUCUGGAACCAACAUGAACACUUUCUCUCUGAGUUCAAAGCUUCUUGCUGUGUAUGCUAGUCGUGGUGAUCUUAAAUCAGCAAGGCUUUUGUUCCCGAAAAUUGAGAACCCAAAUGUCUUUGCUUUCAAUUGGAUGGUUCUUGGUUUGGCCUAUAACGGUUACUAUGAUGAUGCACUUUGGUACUUUCGUUCGAUGCUUCAACUUGGUCACUCGGGCAACAAGUUCACCUUUCCCAUUGUUCUUAAGGCCUGCGUUGGGUUAAUGGAUCUGAACAAGGGGAUGCAGAAUCACCAAGACAUGGAAGCAUUGAUGUUGUUUUGGGAGAUGCUAAAUUCAGGGAUUCAACCUAAUGAAAAUGUAUUUGACAACAUUCCAAAUAAGAAUGCUGCAUCAUGGAAUGCAAUGAUUGAUUGCUAUGGGAAAUAUGGGAUGAUUGAUUCCUCCUUGGAGCUGGUUAGAAAAAUGCAAGAGCUAGGUUUGCAGCCAAAUGAAGUUACUUUUACAAGUCUUCUUUCAGCAUGCAGCCAUAGUGGUUCAGUGCAAAAAGGUUUAGAGAUAUUUAGAUUAAUGAAAGAUCAUUACAGGAUUGAGGCAACCUUGGAGCAUUAUGCUUGCGUUGUUGAUCUCUUCUGUCGCUCUGGAAAGAUAGUUGAAGCAAAUUUCUCAAGAUGA